Molecule: messenger RNA, 1080 nt
Organism: Salarias fasciatus (jewelled blenny)
Lineage: Eukaryota; Metazoa; Chordata; Actinopteri; Blenniiformes; Blenniidae
Product: potassium channel subfamily K member 13-like
Exons: 3
Coding region: 1-1080 (359 amino acids)
Biological process (GO): stabilization of membrane potential; potassium ion transmembrane transport
Cellular component (GO): plasma membrane
Molecular function (GO): potassium ion leak channel activity; outward rectifier potassium channel activity
Source: RefSeq, a predicted model, not a curated record
AUGGGGAGAAGCCUGCCGUGCUGCUGUCCAUCCCUGAUCCCCAGCAGGGAGACCGCUCACUUCUACCUGCUCGGCGUCCUCAUUGCUCUUUACAUGCUGGCUGGUGCGGCCAUUUUCUCCUCACUGGAGAGACCGGCAGAGAUCCGGGCCCACAGGCUCUGGGAACGCAGGCUGAAGAAGUUCAGCCAUGACUAUAACGUCAGCUGUGAAGAGCUGAAAUCACUGCUGCUCUCCUACGAGGAGGCCCGGACCGCAGGUAUCCGGACAGACCGAGGCAGAGCCUUGUGGGACGUCCCGGGUGCUUUCUACUUUGUGGGAACUGUCGUCUCUACUAUUGGAUUCGGAGUGACGGCGCCGUCCACCAUGCCGGGGAAGGUCUUGCUGGUGUUCUACGGAUUGCUGGGCUGUUCAGCUACAAUGCUCUUUUUCAACCUGUUCCUUGAGAGAGUCAUCACGCUACUCAGCCUCCUGAUACUCUGGUGCUCCGCAAAAAGAAGAAGACUCUGUCGGCCAAAAGGCAGAAACAGUGAAAGUAACAGAACUGAGGACUGGAAACCGUCAGUCUAUCUGAUCACGUUGUUACUUUUUCUUGCUGUUAUGCUGGUUACAUGCAGCGCUGCCUCUCUCUAUUCGGUGAUGGAAGGGUGGACAUACUUGGAGUCACUGUAUUUCUGCUUUGUGGCAUUCAGCACUGUGGGCUUUGGGGACUUUGUAAGCAGUCAGAGAAAACAUCACGAGAAGACUUGGGCAUAUCAGGUUGCCAACUGUCUUCUUAUGCUUCUGGGAGUGUGCUGCACUUACUCCCUCUUUAAUGCCAUCUCUGUGAUUAUGAAACAAGGUCUGAACUGGAUCCUGACGACGCUGACUUGGAUCACCAUCGACAAGACCAUAGAGCUGUCAGAAUAUAUCAGGCAGAAGACUGUAGAGCUGCACAUGACUGCAAGAGAAGGUGACGACUGGCGCCAUUAUUGGAAAGUGGAAGAACCACAAAAUGACCAUCAACUGUCCUCGGUCUGGAGCUCCAUGCAAGAUGUGGCCUUGUGGAGUGAGGAUGAUGAGAAAGAUGAGGCAGUAGCCUAA